Molecule: messenger RNA, 2091 nt
Organism: Sporothrix schenckii 1099-18
Lineage: Eukaryota; Fungi; Ascomycota; Sordariomycetes; Ophiostomatales; Ophiostomataceae
Exons: 3
Coding region: 1-2091 (696 amino acids)
Source: RefSeq, a predicted model, not a curated record
AUGAGUCUCCCUCUGUUCCUUCCCAUUCUGGACCCAGUGCCUCUUUCUGUUCCUGGCAAACGCGCUGCUGCCGCCGACAACAAACAAAAUAGCAAGGCAGAGCAACGCGUCAUCGAAAAGACGGACCGAGGCAUCAGCGUGUUGGACAAAGUACCGCCAGCCGCCGCUGAGCCGCCUCCAUCUGGUAACGGUCCUGGCAAUGGCGCAGGCACCGGCGGCACGGACACGCGAGAAUCCAGUCCCAAGCCGCGUGCCAUUGACUACAUUCCAGAAAUUGCACUGGCCGACUUGUCGGACGGCCAAGAGACGGACGGAUCGGGCGACGAGGAGGGCGACGAAGAGACCACGGAGACACCCCCGUCAUCCGCCAAGCAGACACCGCCAAGAGCGGUUGCCCAGCCGCCUUCCAAACGACGGCGACAAUCGGACGCGAAACGUGCACAGAGACAGCUUGCGUGGUUCUAUCACAAAUAUCGGCCAAGAAAUGCGCCUGUUGUUCUGACAGAGCCGCAUCGUCGCUACCUCGAAGAUGUGGGUGCGCUGCUUGAGCUGCCCAAGGCCACGGCCGAUGCCCUGCUCUCCAUCUACGUGUCUCUGCUCGACGACCUGCUGCCCAUCGUGGACGGUGCCAGUGUCUUUCGAGGGCACAGCAAUGGCCACACGUCCAUCUACUUGGUGCGGGCCAUGUGCCUCGUGGCCUGCAAGACAAGCCAGGCUGCUCCAUUCUUGCGGCUGAGUGACAACGGUCCUGCAUUGGCACCGCUUGAUUUCGCAGCUCGACUGCUUACGGGCCUCGACGCAGCCAUCAAGGCUGACCUCGAACCUGACAGGAUCACCAAGGUGCAGAUCCUGGCACUGAUGCACCUUCACAACGACGGUACGACCGGCACUCGACGAGCGGCAAGCUGUCUCGCGCAGGCUGUGUGCGAGGCAUGGUCGCUGUCAAUUCACUGGCGGUUGCCAACAAUUCCCGAUCAGGGAACAACUUCGACCGACUACCUGUGGUGGUCGCUGCGAAACCUCGACCGGCUGAGCAAACCGAUCAUGGCGGCGGCGCCCUUUCUGAUCAAUGACUCGGACGUCGGACUGCCGCGCAUUACUGCGAUAGGCAACAGCAGCAACUAUCGAGCACAGGUCAUGGCCCUUGCGACAGCACUAGGCGACCUUCUCGCGACGGCGACUACAAUAUUCAAGGCCUCGUCGAAAGCGACCGUCGACGACUGCCAGGAGUUCCCGACGUUUGCAACAGUUACGUCGGGUGCAGGUGUCCGACUAGACCAUUUUCACCAGUCGCAUCGGGACUAUCUCGAAAUCUGGUACUGCGUCGCCGCAAUGCUGUCUUGCCGAUAUAGCGGACCCGCCACCGCCCCAUACCAACGCCGCCUCGACGCCGCCGUUCGGGCCCUGUCUCUCAUCACAGAUGGCCAGCACACCCAUCUCCCCCCCUUGCCGCUCAUUCCAUAUGCUCUCUCCAUGGCCACCACCGUGGUCUACCGCGCCCUGCGUGACAAGCAACGCGAUGCCGUCACGUCACGUCGUGACUUGGCCCGCUGCUGCGAGGCCUUGGACGGGCUGGCACGGCUGUGGACGAGCGUGGCGGCCGUAGCAAAGCUGGCACGACGGCUGCUGCGACUGUUGGGUCUGAGAGCGGGGGAAAGACAACCGGGGCCGAACCACUACACACAGACGAACGUGGAUGGUCCAAAUGGCCUGCAGACGACGACGGCCGUGCCAGCGCCCGACUGGCAGUACGCCAACAUCCCUUUGGCAACCGCCGGCGUGGCGCCCGCCCUCGACUUUGAGACGCAGUUGGCCGCCGCGGACAGCUGGUCUGCUAGUUCGAGUGGUGGCGGCUUGGAAGGGCUAGACUCCUUGGAAGGUUUCGCCAACUUUGAGAGCCCGGGCACUUAUCCGCAGUUUGACGCGGCGUUCCACAACCUUUUUGACUUUGCCAUGCCCCCGGCGUUCCGCGAGCAAGAUGCAUGGGCCUUUUUUCCCACCGCCCCUGCUACCGCCGCCGCUGCUGCUGGAGCGAGCGUCGAUGGGAGUUCGACGGGCGGUGACUUCCCGAUGGUGGCGCCUCAUCCUUGA